UGCCGCCUGCUGCUUAGUGAUAGCGUAGAGACUGUAGUGUUCACAUCACACCACACACCUAACCAAAAUUCUCGUUCACCGUUCAAGGAAAGUUCGAUAUAUAUAUAUACAUAUAUCUAUAUAUAUAUCUGCGCACAAAUUAGCCAGUUAGUUUCUCGCACACGCACACUACGCCACUGACCGACACACGCACGCCCGCACACGCAUCAACACGUAAUAUAAAUUAUAUAUAUACACAUACAUAUAUAGAUAUAUUUAUAUGUAUAUUUUAUAUUCGCGUCGCGAGAUAAGUUGAAGGGCGCGUCCGGCUAAAAAUCGGACGAGAGAAAGAGAGAGAGAAGGAAAAGGACUGCGGAAGAACGUAACUUGAUCCUCGUCGAGAAAUUUUCUGGAGAGAUCACUCUGCUCGGAGAGGAGAGACACGCGGGAGCCGAAAGGGUAGCAGCACCAGCAGCAGCGGCGGCGGCGACAGCGGCAGCGUCCAGCGACAGCAGCGGCAGCCGGAAGGGCAGCAGAAGAGAGAGAGAGAGAGAGGGAGAGAGAGAAAGGAAGGAGGAAACGCAGUAAAUACGAUAGAAAGGUCUCUCGGCCGCGACCUUUGACCCACCGCGACCUACCGCGAGCAGCAGCCACCCUCGUCGAGUGCGAGUCUGGGCCGAGGAUAAUUCUUCAUCAUCAGGGUCUUCCUCGUUCUCACGGCCGCGGGGGAGGCGCAGCGCGCGAUCUACCGGGGGGUAGCAACGUGGGAAUAAAGGACGGAAGGAUCCGGGUGGAAUCUCGCCUGCCGCGAGGAAGGACUGCACUUGGUCACGACGAUUCUCCGUCUACACCCGCGUUUCUCUCUCUCUCUUCCUCGCGCCGUUUCGUGCACCGGAAGCAGCGCGCACUCGCCCCAAGUCGAGUCCGGCCCGCCUGAACGUCGUCGCGUGUGCAAGCCCUCGGGAUACGUGAAAGAGACUGGGUUUCGCGCGUGUCCUGCGCCGCCGGGGUUUUGACCAUCGGACGAAACCAUCGAGCGAGACCAUUCUUCGAUUUUCCUUGCUUGCUCGCGCGAUCUUUGUCCCUCUCUUUUUCUCUUUCCGCCCGUCUCCGUCACUCGCUCGUCAGGGGCGUCGUCUUUAUCGCCGUAAGUCUCCUCGUCGUCGCAGCGACAUGGGCGGAUGUACUUCGAAGGAUACCACGUCGGGCGACGAUAAAAAAAAUAACAAAAUGGUGGACGCAGCGGUUUUGGACAAGCUGGAGUUCCGCUAUGUGAAACUAGUCGAGUCCGACAGCAAAUCGCUGCUGAAGAAGUAUUUAACCAAGGAGAUCUUCGAUCAGCUCAAGACCAGGAAGACCUCAUUCGGCUCCACCCUUUUGGACGUCAUUCAAUCUGGUCUUGAAAAUCAUGAUUCCGGCGUUGGUAUCUACGCGCCCGACGCGGAGGCGUACACCGUCUUCGCAGAGCUUUUCGAUCCUAUCAUCGAUGACUAUCAUGGCGGUUUCAAGAAGACCGACAAGCAUCCUCCCAAGGACUUCGGUGACCUCGACUGCUUCGGCAAUCUCGACCCUACCGGUGAAUACAUCGUGUCGACUCGCGUGCGAUGCGGUCGCUCCUUGGAGGGAUAUCCGUUCAACCCAUGUCUAACGGAGGCGCAGUAUAAGGAGAUGGAAGAAAAGGUGUCCAGUACGCUGUCGGGUCUCACCGGUGAACUGAAGGGUACUUUCUACCCGCUCACUGGCAUGAGCAAGGAAGUACAGCAGAAGCUGAUUGACGAUCACUUCCUCUUCAAGGAGGGUGAUCGUUUCCUUCAGGCAGCGAAUGCUUGCCGUUUCUGGCCCACCGGACGCGGCAUCUUCCAUAACGAUGACAAGACCUUCUUGGUUUGGUGCAACGAGGAAGAUCAUCUUCGUAUCAUCUCUAUGCAGAUGGGUGGUGAUCUUGGACAGGUAUACCGGCGUUUGGUGACGGCGGUGAACGAGAUCGAAAAACGGCUGCCGUUCUCGCACAACGAUCGCUUCGGCUUCCUGACGUUCUGCCCGACGAAUCUGGGUACGACAGUGCGCGCCUCAGUGCACAUCAAAGUGCCGAAACUCGCGGCGAACAUGGCCAAGCUUGAGGAGGUCGCGGCCAAAUACAAUCUGCAAGUGCGUGGCACCCGCGGCGAACACACUGAGGCUGAAGGCGGCAUCUAUGACAUCUCUAACAAACGCCGUCUCGGCCUGACUGAGUUCCAGGCUGUGAAGGAGAUGUACGACGGCAUCGCUGAGCUCAUCAAAAUCGAAGCCAGCCUCUAAACCCGCCCCCUCCUCCCGACACACCUCGUAUUCGUUUACUCUCCAUCGUAGCCCCGUCGGACGCCACUGUAUUACGUGACGUCACGCUGGAAGCUGUGUCUACGGCGUAAGAAUUUUAUUCUGAGAACAAAUCGCAAGAACAUGAUUUAAAGAGAAUCGUUCAAUGACGAUCUACGCCUGUGGGCAUCGAGCUUGUCAGCCAUUUUUUCGCGAAUUACCCAUAUAUAUAUAUAUAUAUAUAUAUAUAUAUAUAUAUAUAUAUAUAUAUAUAUAUCGUAAUUAGUGCUGUUUAAUACGAUGUAAGUUGUUCUCGCGCCGUCUUCUUUUUAUUCAUAUUUUAUUUUUUUAUUUUAUAAAAAGAAAGAGAUUAAUAUAAUAUACAUAUAUGUGUAAUAUAAUAAAUUAUAUAUCCCAUUAAAUACAGGAUAAAAAAAUCCUGCAAGAAAAUAGAACGUUAUGCUUUUUAUUAUUCAAUACUUUUUGUUAAUUGAUCUAUAUCAUGUCUAUAUAUCUAUUUUUUUUGUCCUUAAUUUAAUUGGAAACGUGAAAUCGUAGACUAACGAAAGGAGACAAGAUAAUUAUGCGAUAAAAAGAAGAAGGCGUUAUAGAGAUUGGCUUGCAUCGCACUUCGCACGUUGUAUUCGACAGUAUUUUAGUUUCGUUCACUUGUUCCUUUUUUUCGUUCUUAGUAAUGUGAUUUGAAAAUAUUUGGAAAUAUUCUCGAGGCAACGUACUCGCGCUUAUUUCGUUUUUAUCUUUAUUUUUUUUUUCUUAUUUUGUCGCAACCGCAUUUGUUAUCGAUGAUACAUAGUCACGCGCGUUUACACACCUAGUAGUGCUCUAGUACUAGUCCCCUACAAUUCGUCGAGAUUGUCAAAUUAAACGAAUUAAAAUGAGGGAAAUGAGAGAAGACGUCGUCGCUGUUUUAGGAGAUAAUCGUUCGACGAUGUCGGUUUUUAAAUUGUCCGUGUUCUUGAGAGCGUCACGGAACAUCAAAGGUCGCGGGAGUGCUGUUCUUAGUGCUCUGCGAUCUUCUAGUCUGCGGAUGGUGGAGAGAGCGACAUUCAUGUUUUUUCAUUCUCUUUUUUACGACGGUGAGUGGCCAAGAAGGAACAUCUGCGCGACGGAUAUUAACACGCACUACAAAAUACACGCGAGCAAGCGUUGCGGCAUAUUAUAGAGACAGUGUAUUACCAACAGAUUCGACAAGAUGUACGGUGAGAAUACAAGUAAUGAAACACGAAAAUAAAAAGACAUACACAUUA
Molecule: messenger RNA, 3542 nt
Organism: Solenopsis invicta (red fire ant)
Lineage: Eukaryota; Metazoa; Arthropoda; Insecta; Hymenoptera; Formicidae
Gene: Argk1
Product: arginine kinase
Exons: 5
Coding region: 1153-2277 (374 amino acids)
Biological process (GO): phosphocreatine biosynthetic process
Molecular function (GO): creatine kinase activity
Source: RefSeq, a predicted model, not a curated record